GAAAUCGAGGCGGCUGGGCACCGCAGACGGCGCUGGAUGGAGGAACAUGGUCGGAAUCACAGUGCCAUAUAUUGCGCCAGUCCUUAGAGUCUCGAUGGCUCUGAACUCUAUUACCGAUUCACUUUCAUCCCCCGGGACGGUGCACAUGAGGAAGCUUGGCGACCAAACCCCGAUGUUUCAGCGGGCAACACAUCUCGACACCAACAACACUCAACGAAGACUAUAUCGAACAUGAGCUCCCUACGCUCUCUCCUGCCGGUCAUCGGCUCUUUCACCGCGUUUCUCUUGGGGAUUCUGUGUCUAUUCUCCGGGAGUCAACGCCAGUUCCUGCCGCAGGGCAAUCUUUUGACGCUGUACACCAGCGGCGCCGGCGGUGACGGGGCGCCAGACUUCUUCACCAUCUAUCCCAUGUCCUACUGCGUCGGGUACCAGGAAACCUGCGUGAUCGACGAGAAGUCGAACACCACGACCAUCCAGGACCGCAUCACCGAGUGCUCGGACCGCAGUGUCCUCUUCGAGUUCAACCCUGGCGACGCCAUCCAGCAAGCGCUGGGCAACCCUCCGACCGGUCUCCAGCCCGGCAGCUGGCCUUCCUGUAUCACCGAUGACUUCCACGCCUUGAAGCCCACGAACACUACGAUGGUGCUCUUCCUGAUUUUCGGAACGGUGGCUGCCAUUGUCGCCAUUGCCCUCCGUAUCUGGACGAUCGCGUCCGCCCGCGCCUCGCGACCGGAUUACGCCUCCCAGCCUCCACGCUACCCCGGCACGGGGACCGAGCUGGAGACGCCCCCGACUAGUGUGGAGUUCUAUGCUUUCCUGACCAGCGUGUUCAGCUUCGGGAUUGCGGCGACCAUCGCAAGUGUCAUCGCCAAGGAGUUUGUGGAUUUGAUCAGUGAGACCGGCAGCGAAAAGGGGAUCUCGGCGGUCGGGGGCAAUACCUUCCAGGGAAUGAUCUGGACGGCGGUGGUGUUGCAGUUGUUGGGGACGUUGCACGAUUAUAUUGCGAUUGUGACGUACCGGAGGGCGCUCAGCGAGGAGUAUGGAUCGCCGUCGUCGCCGCAGGGCGAGCAGUGCUCGGAACAAAAGCGGUUGGUGGUGGUGGAGGAGGAUGAUUGCUGAGAGGUUGGUUGUUUUGGUUAUUGGCGUUGCAUUUUUGGCGUCAGGUGGGGGAAUGAUA
Aspergillus brunneoviolaceus CBS 621.78 is the source of this 1177-nucleotide messenger RNA. RefSeq lists its product as uncharacterized. Gene Ontology annotation, biological process: fungal-type cell wall organization. The coding region runs from base 232 to 1119 and encodes 295 amino acids. Gene Ontology annotation, cellular component: plasma membrane; cell cortex of cell tip. Lineage: Eukaryota; Fungi; Ascomycota; Eurotiomycetes; Eurotiales; Aspergillaceae. The record is from RefSeq and is a predicted model, not a curated record. The transcript has 3 exons.